This is a messenger RNA of Pelobates cultripes (western spadefoot toad), 408 nucleotides long. The record is from the annotation of a GenBank genome assembly. NCBI's taxonomy places the organism in Eukaryota, Metazoa, Chordata, Amphibia, Anura, Pelobatidae.
AUGUCAGGCUACAACCAGACUGAAAGGGGAGAUCUCAAGUUGAGACAAUAUACUCCAAAGAAGGCUGGGAACGGUGACUGGACCACUAUCACUUAUAAUAAAAGAAGGAAUCCCUAUAGACCACAGGGCAGCCAAGGUGACACAACACCUAGGGUUAAACAUCAUAACCAUAGUUGGCGCCCACGUAAUAGGUUUGAGACACUCCGUACAGAGGAGGCGAAUAAUAUAGCUGAAAAAGAAAAUAGAAAAGAAACUCAACAAUCUUCGAACGAUUUUUUAGGACCACGAAGCCAAUACUUCAAUCGGUACCAACCAGAGCCUCCAAAACCCAGCACCAGAAAGAGACCUCUUUUAGAGGAUGCAGGGGGGGGAAGAGAUAUCGUAGGAGAAAAGAAAAUGAGAAAGUAG